This is a messenger RNA of Glossina fuscipes, 3020 nucleotides long. RefSeq names its product sodium/hydrogen exchanger 9B1 (gene Nha1). Bases 748 to 2862 code for a protein of 704 amino acids. Gene Ontology annotation, biological process: proton transmembrane transport. Gene Ontology annotation, cellular component: membrane. Gene Ontology annotation, molecular function: antiporter activity. Lineage: Eukaryota; Metazoa; Arthropoda; Insecta; Diptera; Glossinidae. The record is from RefSeq and is a predicted model, not a curated record. The transcript is spliced from 8 exons.
GAUAAUCGCAAACAGUCUAUAACGAGAAGGGGCACCUUCUAUAUGCUAUGUGCUAAGAACCGAGAAGUGAUAUAUGAGUGAAAAUAAAACGGAAAAUUAAUAUCGAGAUAAAAAAAACGGGAGUAAAAUAAAUAAAGAGAACAAAAGAAUAGUUUAAGCUAAAAAUUUGCCGAAAUUAAUUUUAAAAACAAGCUUAAAAAUUUCGGAAUUAAUCAAAUAUAAAUAAAUAAGAGAAUAUUUCAAGUGUAUCCUAUAGGAAAUUUAAAAGUUCUUUAUUUUUUGGAAAAAAAAGAAGAAAAUAAAUAAAAUAAAGUGAAAAACUUUGAAAAUUAUAAAUAAAAUAUAAAUAAAUUGCAUAAAAAUAGCAUAACCGGCUUUGCCUUUUCGACAGCUUGUUCGCCUUUCACAAGUGUUUACAAGUUUUCAUACAUUUACAAUAACAAAAUUAAAUAUCAUAAAAGAACAUUUUUAUGCCAAGCGAAAGAGCAUCCGAGUACCCUAGUUUCACAACUACAUUAACAACGCUUAGACAAAUGAAUUGAAAUCCCAAACUGAUCCACAUUACAUAUAUGUGCACACAUAUUGAUUAGUGUAAGAUUUCAAGUGUGUUUAAUUGUCUCUUGUCGGAAUUCCAGAAAAAAGCAGAAGCCGAGCUCACGUGUUAGAAUGUUGAGAAUAGUAAUAUUUAAAAAAAAAAAUUCGACAAGAUGGAAUUACUAAGAGAAUACCAAGCAUCAUCUGAAAAAUAUGAAUGAAAAUGUUGAAAACUCAAAUAAUUUAUCGCAUAUUGCUGCAACAUUAUCCGGUUCCGGUAAUACAGGGGGUACGGGCAGCAAUGUCGGUAGUGUGGGAAGUUCGAAUGCUACUGUUCUGAGUAAUAUAAACAUAAAUGAUUUGAAUAAUUUAAAUAAUGCAAAUAAUAGAAGUACGUUAGUGAUAGAAAAUCAACCAAAACGUCGCGUUAGUAUUGCCUCAGAUCCCGCUAAUGAGUAUCGUCAUACAGGCGGCUUUGACAACCCUGCCUUUGAACAAAAUCCUCGUAGGAAAAUAUCGCAGACAUCUGUACACUCACACACUGAUAUCGGUCCGGCUCGGCGGAAAAGUAUUUUAGUAAGCAAUACCGGUCAUGAAAAUGAAUCAGAUCUUGGUUCUUUACACAGUUACGAUCAUCGAUCAUGUAGACUAUCAGCUCUUGAUGUUCUCAACACAAAAAUCCAACAACAUCAACAGAAUCAACAGUUUCCUAAUAAUUUGGAAGAAUCCUGGCUGUACACAUUUUGCAUAAAAUGUCGCGGCGAAGAGAAUACACCGUCCUGGGAACCGCCUCAUUGGCAGAAAAUAUGCCCGUACCCUCUUUGUCCAUCAUUUAGACAAUUCGCCCGCAUCACCGUUCUCAUACUGAUUGGCGUACUGCUUUGGAUUUCGGCUUAUGUGAUUAUCGGCGAAACAGCAGCCCCAGGUGGGCAAUUGUUUAGCCUGGUAGUGCUAACUGUUGCGGCAAAUUUUGGAGGCUAUAUAAUCUCAUUGACUACUUUGCCUCGACUAAUCGGUAUGCUGAUAGUAGGCAUACUAUUUCAAAAUAUAGGUUGGGCUAAUUUAGAUGGGGAAUUCUCCCAUGUUACAUCGCAUUUGCGUAAAUUUGCUUUGACCAUUAUUCUAAUACGAGCUGGUCUCGAAAUGGAGCCGGAUGCUUUUAAAAAGGUCUACAAGACUAUUUUAAAGUUAGGUAUAAUUCCAUGGAUUUUAGAAUGCUGUGUUAUCGGAGUCAGUAGUCAUUUUCUACUAAGCUUACCAUGGGUAUGGUCUUUUCUAUUGGGUGCCAUUGUAGCGGCCGUCUCACCGGCUGUAGUUGUGCCUUGCCUUUUUCGAUUACGCACCAAAGGUUACGGUGUGGCUAAAGGUAUACCUACGCUGAUUAUUGCCGUGGCAGGUAUCGACGAUGCCUUAUCAGUAGCCAUCUUUGGCAUCAUCAGCAGCGUAAUGUUUUCGGAUCGCGGUCUAAGCUAUCAGAUAGCCCAGGCUCCAGUCUGCAUAGUGGGCGGUUUAGCCUUUGGCGUCAUUUGGGGCUAUGUGGCCCGUUACUUCCCUGAAAAAGGUGAUCCUUAUAUAGUACCUUUAAGAACAAUCAUGUUAUUCUCGGGAGGACUAACGGCGGUUUAUGGAAGCGAAGAAAUAGGCUUCGAGGGUGCUGGACCUUUGGCUGCUGUGUUUGCUGCCUUUGUAUCAAAUUUGUUUUGGUGCAAGCAAGGCUGGGAAGUUGAGGAUAAUCCUGUAGCCACAGCGUUCGAAAUAUUUUGGAUGAUCUUCGAACCAAUUCUAUUCGGUAUUACCGGAGCUACAGUAAAGAUCGAUGAACUUGACUCUGAUAUUGUUUCCGUGGGCAUUGGUUGCCUUGUAGUCGGUUGCGUUUUACGCAUACUGUGCACAGCAGGCCUUGCCUUCGGUGACCGGUUAAAUAUGAAAGAAAAGUUUUUCGUGGCGCUGUCUUGGAUGUCCAAAGCCACUGUACAAGCUGCUUUAGGUCCGGUGGCAGUCAAGCAUUUAGGUUCUGAUGCCAGCGAAGAGGAUAAACAUUAUGCAUACGUUGUACAAACCAUAGCUGUGUUAUCGAUUGUAUUAACGGCCCCUUUGGGAGCAAUUUUAAUAUCAGUAACAGGCACAAAAUUGCUUACGAAGACUAAGCAGCCGCAGAUUGUAGAAGGUUGGCGACGGAGCCAUCGUCCGUCUAUACGUGACAUCAGUAUUAUCGACGAGGAAGAAGAACGCGAGGACCCUGAAUUGUCGGAAGACAAAGAAACAGCGGACAACACACAAACGAAUGCUCACAUACCCAACUUAACGUUUACCUCAAAUAGCAAGUAAAGGAAUGUAGGUAGAUUAGGAAGGUGCAGUCUCUUAAUUGCCUUGAACAAUUUUUAUUGUGUAUGUAGUUUUGCUGCAGUUGUAACCACAAGUUGAUUCCAGAUGAAAACGUUCUCUUAGAAAUUGUUUAAAAAUUACAAAAAAAAAAAAACUCAUGG